AGUUUACUUGUAAAGGGAGGUACCAGAAGGGAUCAGAGAAGCAGCAGCUGGAAGAGUCAGUGCGUAUGGAGCAUUUCCAGGAGAGCUCACACUCACUGGCUCAGGUCUGUGGUUAUCGCAGCCACAUGGAUCAGCUUUACUAGUGUGCAGUCUCCACACGGAAUAGAUCUCCAUCCACCAGUGUCUCUUGAUAAUCUUUCUAGCUAUAACUGCCACUACAUUUGUCUCCUUUCUAUGGAACAUGGAAAUCAGAGGCUGUCAGAUAAUCUUCAUUCUGUGCCUUAUCUUCAGGAAGGUUUUUAGCCAAGUGUCCGAACUGAAUGACGAGACCUUGAGCGCCCACAUAAACCAGCAAGUUACUCUAAACUGCUCCCUUUUAACAGCGGAGGACUGGAAACAAAACAAGGUGCAAGUUAUUUGGUUUAAAGACUUCACAGAGAAGUUAUUGGACUGUGUGGUAGAUAAGGGGAACUCCACCAACUGUCAGUAUGGGUCCAGAUUAUCUAGAGCUCAACUCUCUGCUAAGAUCAUGGAUGGAAACGCCGCACUUGAAUUCUCCAAUGUCCGGGAAUCAGAUGGUGGGACAUACCAGUGCUGGGUGAUCUUCCCUCAGUUUUACAACAAGAAAUACAUUGCGCUGCAAAUACAGGGUGAAGAAAAGGAGGCCUCAGCAGUAGGUGAAUCUUCGGGCAUGAAGACUAUGGACACACUGCAGACCAAUUCUUCAUGGAAAAUUAUGUUGAUCAGUGGAUGGUUUAUUGCCCUUGUUCUGGCUGGAGUCAUCCUUUUGCAGAGAUACUGUAUCAGGAAUAAAAGGUUGAGAUACAAUACUUUUAUUUUAUGACAACAAGGACUUCUUGUGAACAUGGUAUAAUUCUAAGGAGAUGUGCCUCUGAGAUCUUGCAUCUUCGUGGUUAGAUUUAGAUAGGCUGGAUUGGCCAUGCCAGGAUGACCAUUCAUAUCCAACUAUAUGGAAGAAAAACCUGGGUGUAUUACUGACACAGUUCAUCAUGGACAGAAGUUGAACUUGAUGGACAUGUGUCUUUUAUCCAUACUCAUCUACUACCUAAAUUAAUGGUGGUUAUUUUUGAAGGGCAACACUGUUUAUUUUUUUCUAUUAGUGCAAAAAGUGUGGGGCUGACACCAACUUUUGUCCAAGUUAUGGAUCCAAGUUAAUUGGAGAAACAUCCUGAAGGUCAAAAUUACAAGAGAAUUUGGAUGGAUGAUGUAUUCUUGAAUGUGCUUAGCACUAUAAUUGGUUGACUGUAAUAAUCACAUCAUAAGUCUGUGAACUUCUAUGCUGAAGCAGAGACUAACCAAAUCCACAAUUUAGACCAUUUAGCAGGAGCUGCACCCUAUGUGGGACAUUCACUAAGAAUCGUAGUUGCGCUUCGCCAGGCGUAUUUUCGCCAGCGCUCCGCAAAUUCACUAAAAGCCGAAGUUGUGCUCAGGGGUAGCGUAAGGUUGCGAAGUUGCGCUAG
This is a messenger RNA of Xenopus laevis (African clawed frog), 1481 nucleotides long. RefSeq lists its product as uncharacterized. The record is from RefSeq and is a predicted model, not a curated record. The transcript is spliced from 5 exons. Bases 242 to 844 code for a protein of 200 amino acids. NCBI's taxonomy places the organism in Eukaryota, Metazoa, Chordata, Amphibia, Anura, Pipidae.